Molecule: messenger RNA, 1146 nt
Organism: Aspergillus affinis
Lineage: Eukaryota; Fungi; Ascomycota; Eurotiomycetes; Eurotiales; Aspergillaceae
Product: GSK family serine/threonine-protein kinase
Exons: 7
Coding region: 1-1146 (381 amino acids)
Biological process (GO): signal transduction; protein phosphorylation
Cellular component (GO): cytoplasm
Molecular function (GO): protein serine/threonine/tyrosine kinase activity; ATP binding; protein serine/threonine kinase activity
Source: RefSeq, a predicted model, not a curated record
AUGGGUGAGGUCGUUCGUGAAAAGGUCCAAGAUGGACUGACCGGGGAAACGAAGGAGAUCUCCUACUCACAAUGCAAAAUUGUCGGCAAUGGGUCAUUCGGUGUGGUUUUCCAAACCAAGAUGAUGCCCAGCGGCGAGGAUGCUGCGAUUAAACGAGUCCUCCAAGACAAGCGUUUCAAGAACCGUGAGCUACAGAUCAUGCGGAUUGUGCGCCAUCCCAACAUAGUUGAGCUGAAAGCUUUCUAUUAUUCCAAUGGCGAGCGCAAGGACGAAGUGUACUUGAACCUUGUCCUUGAAUAUGUCCCGGAGACUGUGUAUCGGGCCUCGCGGUAUUUCAACAAACUGAAAACGACCAUGCCCAUGCUAGAAGUCAAACUUUACAUUUACCAACUGUUUCGUUCCCUGGCGUACAUUCACUCCCAGGGCAUCUGCCACCGCGACAUCAAACCCCAGAACUUGUUGCUCGAUCCCAACAGCGGUAUUUUGAAGCUCUGCGAUUUCGGUUCCGCCAAGAUUCUUGUCGAAAACGAGCCAAACGUGUCAUACAUCUGCUCUCGCUACUAUCGCGCCCCAGAGUUAAUCUUUGGCGCAACUAACUAUACCACGAAGAUUGACGUAUGGUCGACUGGCUGUGUGAUGGCCGAGCUGAUGCUUGGACAACCCCUCUUCCCGGGAGAGUCGGGGAUUGAUCAACUUGUGGAAAUCAUCAAAGUGUUGGGAACGCCAACUCGUGAGCAGAUUCGCACCAUGAAUCCCAACUAUAUGGAGCACAAAUUCCCUCAGAUCAAGCCACACCCGUUCAAUAAGGUCUUUCGACGGGCUCCCCACGAGGCCAUUGACCUGAUCUCCGCUCUGCUCGAAUACACGCCGACCCAGCGUCUUUCUGCCAUCGAGGCUAUGUGUCACCCAUUCUUUGACGAACUCAGAGACCCCAACACCAAGUUGCCUGACUCCCGGCACCCCAACAGCUCGUCAAGGGAUUUGCCCAAUCUCUUCGAUUUCUCUAAACAUGAACUCUCUAUCGCACCGGCCAUGAACUCGCGACUCGUCCCUCCCCAUGCCCGCCCCACGCUCGAAGCUCGUGGGUUAGAUAUCGAUAACUUCACACCCCUUACGAAAGAUGAAAUGAUAGCACGCCUCGAUUGA